ACUUUUCUUCGUGAUAUCAUUGAGAAUAGUUGCAAAGUGAACAGUGUUGCUUUACAAUCAAUACUGCCUUGUUACAAGUUCAACCAUAUAGGCUAUCAUUUUGAGAAUUAAUUGAUAAGCCAUAGCUUAAUUUGACGUGGUGUUCUCUCUUCAAAUAUCAUCAGUGCAUUUGAUGAGACCGUUAAGAUUUGUCAUUCGGUAUAUUCGAGAAAAACUUCAGGAUUUUCUUCAUGAUCAGCAAUCUCGGGCGAAUGUGACAUAUCAGCAACUGUGAAAGACUUUUCAGUGAUAUUUACUAAACCAAAAAUACAAAUCGUGAUAAGAGACAAUUCAAUAGAACUGUUUUAUUUAUUUGUGGAAAAGCAAUAGUUACAGAACAAUAUUCCAUAAUGCAUCAACCCUUGAAAAGAUUCACACAAUGUGGAAGUUUGACGAUGAUUUUUGCUGUUUUUAUUGUUCUGUUUGGAGUGAGUUCAACAGCACUAACGACUUUUGGUAAACCCAAUCCCAAUCAGAAUAUACCACAACCACCAACUCAACCACCAGUGAGAGCGAAAGAAUGCAAAACACAUUCAGAUUGCUUCGUCCUGCAGAACACGAGUUGUGUUAAGGAAUAUUACGAUGAUCGCUAUCGAUGCCUGUGUGGGGACUACACGGCUCCUGUCAAUGGUUUCUGCACAGCUAAAUUCAAAGGUUUGAGGCACAUGUGCUCAGAUGUCAAAGAAUGCGAAGAGGGAAUGCUCUGUGCCGUGGAGAACUCCACAAAAACAACAGCUUUGGGUACUAAAGUACCUUCCAGCACUGCUGAUCAGCAAAAACUGUGCCUUUGCGACGAAGACAACGGAUAUUCGGAAAGUCCAAGGAACAACAACUGCAGUGGAGCAAUCACGAUCUUCGCAGGAAUUAUCGUGCCACUGAUAUCCCUGAUGAUUGGAUCCAUUCUUGCCAGAAAGCCCCUUCAGUAAUCUGAAGGAAAGCUGCUGAAUGAUGAAAACUACACCAUUCUAUCUGCACAACCUGCACACGAAAAGCAAUUAGAAAACAAGGAAUAAAAAAGCAAGACCACUAAUGUGCUAUUAGCAAAAUAUUGCACCACGAUGCCUUAUGAAAAAAAAAGAAAAUAAUAUGGGAAUAGGGUAAAAGCCAUGUACAAGUUUUUUUUUGUAAUUAUCGUAUAAUAAUAGUCUGUGGGUGAUAUUUUGAUUGCACUCAAUGUUAGCUUUCGUGCUAGAAUGUGUUUAUAAAACUUUACAUUGAUGUUCAUCUUAUUGUGACCUUGCAGGGUAAGAAUUAUUUUAAUUAAUGUGCUAGACGAGAUAUUUGAAAAUCAAAGUAAAAUUUGUGUUUGCUUCAGAAACGAAACUAAAAUGUUAAGCAAAUUAUUUUAUUAAUUACUUUUUCUCAUGUAAAUAAAUAAAGCAAGUAAGAAUGAAAAUUCUCUGGUAACUUCUUCUCAAUAAUUAAUUACAAUGUUUUGUGCACACGCAAGAAUCACCCUUUAUUAUAAAAGUUUAAUUCUGCUUUUUGUCAGACAAAGUCAAACCCCUAUUUAGAGUAGUUAUACUUUUUGUAAGGAGAAAAACUUAUGAAUAUUUAAUAAAUUAUAAGAAGAACAAAAAAUAAUGUUAUAUAAGACCAAUGGACACUCUAAAUUCUGUUUUAUUGUGAUUUCCAUUAUUCCAAUCAAUGUACCCCACAUUAACAUGGUAAAUGCUGUGAAAAUGUGCAAGUAUUGAAAAAUAUAUAGCCAUUCAAACGUACAAGUAAUUUUAUCUGGUGGAUAUUAAUAAAAUAAAUAAAUAGAAAAAUAACUUUAUAAAGCUUUAUUUUAUUGUGAGCUUAAAAUCAAAAGAAAAUAAAUGCACAAAAUCAAUUUAAAUCCCUGAUAAGUAAUGCCUUAAAAAAUUCUUUGAUUAAUUCUACAUUAUAUCUACAUUAAUUAUACCUGGUAAUAUUGUAUGAUUAUUCUAGAAAUAAAUUUUCUUGAUAGAUAAA
Messenger RNA from Phlebotomus papatasi, 1995 nucleotides. RefSeq lists its product as uncharacterized. The record is from RefSeq and is a predicted model, not a curated record. NCBI's taxonomy places the organism in Eukaryota, Metazoa, Arthropoda, Insecta, Diptera, Psychodidae. Bases 390 to 965 code for a protein of 191 amino acids. The transcript has 5 exons.